GCACCUUCAUUGGUUGAAACCAAACUGCUGUAUUCAACCAGCCUGUUUCCUGCAGGCACAUACUUUGUCAAAGAGGAAAUGACAUCACAGCACCAAGACCUGCCACAAAAACACUGAAAACAGAUGAGGACUAAACGUCUUUCAGAUGUCUUUUGACUCAGAGAAGCACACAGUUCAGCCUUUGUUACACAAAACCUAUGAGGCAAGACAAUCCGGCCUUAAAACAACAGCUUUUGGUGCGGCACUGUGAAGUAUGUCUGCUGGACACAAAGAGGCUCAGGGAGACAGUACAUGUAAAAGUGGAACUGCUGUUUUUUUCUCCAACUCCUUGAUGAGUGACUUUGAAUCAGACUGGUCCCCAAUUCACGAUGCUGCCUUUAAUGGACGUGUCCUUGCUCUGCAGAGACUCAUUACUCAGGGUACAAGUGUGAAUCUGAACACCCUGGACCAGGUUUCUCCCCUCCAUGGAGCAUGUUUACAAGGCCAUGUGGCCUGUGCCAAGCUUUUGGUGGAAAAUGGAGCAAUUGUUAACAGCUCAACAGUGGAUGGACAGACUCCCUUGUCAGAAGCUUGUUCACGGGGCCACAUGACCUGCGUGUCGCUGCUCCUUCAACAUGGAGCGACGCCCGUGGGGACCAGCCAGACCAGCUCUCCAAUCCACAGGGCUGCAGCCAAAGGUCAUCCAGAGUGCAUCGAGUCUCUUGUUCAGCACGGUGCCGAUGUGGAUCAGUAUAUCGACCAAUCAGGGUUCCCUCUGCACGUUGCCUGCUCCAAUCAACAUCUGAGUACUGUGAGGAAAAUGCUUCAACUCGGUGCCAGUGUGAACAGCAGUGCGUCUGGUGACUCGCCGCUGCACAUCGCUGCCCGUCUGUCCAGUCCUGAGAUGGUGUCAGUCCUGCUUGACCAUGGGGCCGAUCGAUCCCUGAGGAACUCGGAGGGCAAACAGCCGCUGGACCUUGCACCUCCCAACAGCCUGGUGGAGAGGCUGUUGAGACAAGCAGGAGGAGCAUCUCCUCUAAUGCAGCUGUGCCGGCUGUGCAUCAGGACAACUAUGGGCAAGCAGAGACUGGGUGGCAUUCACGACCUCAACCUUCCCACAGAAGUGAAAAAGUAUCUUCUCUACCAAUCAGACCUGGGGGGGAGAUCUACGACCUAAUCUAAUGCACUGAAGAACUCUGAGCAUUUAACUUGUUUGUCAGUAGGGGGUGUAGUUGCAUAAUAAAACUUGAUUCUCAAGAUCAGUCUGGACUGUAGUGUGAAAGCUUGGAGCAAGUUUUUACAAUAAAUAUUCAU
Molecule: messenger RNA, 1293 nt
Organism: Plectropomus leopardus (leopard coralgrouper)
Lineage: Eukaryota; Metazoa; Chordata; Actinopteri; Perciformes; Serranidae
Product: ankyrin repeat and SOCS box protein 9-like
Biological process (GO): positive regulation of protein catabolic process; intracellular signal transduction; protein ubiquitination
Molecular function (GO): protein binding
Source: RefSeq, a predicted model, not a curated record